This is a messenger RNA of Pochonia chlamydosporia 170, 1629 nucleotides long. RefSeq names its product MFS gliotoxin efflux transporter GliA. The record is from RefSeq and is a predicted model, not a curated record. Lineage: Eukaryota; Fungi; Ascomycota; Sordariomycetes; Hypocreales; Clavicipitaceae. The transcript has 4 exons. Gene Ontology annotation, biological process: transmembrane transport. The coding region runs from base 1 to 1629 and encodes 542 amino acids. Gene Ontology annotation, molecular function: transmembrane transporter activity.
AUGGAGCCCACGUCAACUUCAGGCUUAGAAUUACAAGAAACACAAACCGCCAGCCCGGACCCCAACACAGCAGAGCAGCCUCCUACAACUCAAGACCAAUACCCCACCGGUCUGCGGUUCAUCUUCCUCACCAUCGGCCUCAUCCUCAGCAUCUUCCUCGCUGCCCUCGACUCCUCCAUUCUAUCUACUGCCAUCCCCCGAAUCACGGACCACUUUGGCACGGUCAAAGAUGUAGGCUGGUACAGCGCCGGGUACACCAUCUCCAACGCUGCCUUUGGAUCAACAUGGGGCAGAUCGUAUAAAUUCUUCCCUCUGAUGGCCACCUUUUCAACGGCCAUUGCCAUCUUUGAAGCUGGAAAUGUCAUCUGUGCUUUGGCGCGGAACAGUGCCACCCUGAUACUGGGGAGGAUGGUGGCAGGCGUGGGGGGAGGCGGCAUCAUGACGGGGUGCUUCAUCGUUAUUGCGCUGAGUGUUAAGCCUGCCCUUCGAGCGGCCUACAUGGGUGUUUUGGGCGUGACGUUUGGGACGGCGAGCGUGACUGGGCCGUUACUCGGUGGGUUUUUGACGGAUGGGCCUGGGUGGAGGUGGUGUUUCUGGGUGAGUUUGCCGAUUGGUGUUCUGGCGGGAGUGUUAGUUGGGGUGACGUUUAAGACGCCCUUUGCUGCGCGGCCUGUGUCAUGUGCUGUGAGGGAGAAGCUCUUUUCGUUGGAUCUUCUGGGUGCUUGUAUGGUGAUGGGAUCAAUGUCGUGCUUUACCCUUGCUAUGCAACGAGCUGCUAUACCAUCGCAAUGGCACUCACCCCGGGUAAUCAUACCGCUGUGCUCCUCCGUCAUUCUCCUCGUUCUCUUCAUCCUCAACGAACGAGUUAUGGGUGUCCGCGCCAUGAUCCAGACACACCUCCUCAAAAGACGCAACAUCUCCCUCAACCUCAUCUACCAAUUCUUCCUCGGCGGCCUCUUCUUCCCACUAACAUACACGCUGCCCAUCCAAUUCCAAUCCGUGGGCAACUCCUCCGCCACCCAAUCCGGCAUCCGUCUCAUCCCCCUUAUCCUAGGCGUAUCCAUCUUCACAAUGGUGGCCAACGGCCUGCUCACCUUCUCGCGCCGCUUCACCACGCCGUUCCUACUCCUCGGCGCAGCGGCGGGCACCCUCGGCGCGGGACUCGUGCACACUCUCGGCGCGGAGGCUGGCACAGCCCCCUGGAUAGGGUACGAGCUGCUGGUAGGGUUCGGCGUCGGGAUUGCGCUGCAGGUGCCGAUGAUUGCGAACCAGGCUGCCGUGGGGGUGGAGGACAUGGCGGCGAUAACGUCGCUGACGCUGUUUGUGGAGAAUGUCGGGGCGGCGGUGUUUAUUGCGUCGACGGAGGCGGCGUUUACGAAUGGUCUUGUUAGGGGGCUGGAGAGGGAUGUGCCGUGGUUGGGGGCGGAGAUGGUGAUUGAUACGGGGGCGACGAGGAUUCGGGAGGUGUUUGGGGGGGAUGAGAGGGGGCUGGAGGGGGUUUUGAGGUCGUAUUUGGGGGGGUGUCGGGAUGGGCAGUUGGUGCCGAUUUCGUGUGGUGCGGCGGCGGUGGUGGUGAGUUUGUGUGUUGUUGGGAGGGGGUUUGGGAAGGAGGUGAGGAAGAGGGUGUGA